AUGUCCCUACCUUCACCUUCUCCUCUGCGCUCUCCGACCAAACCGCCUGGCGCUUCGGGUUCUCCUCAAGGUCCACCUAUCCGCAGAGACUAUUCGGACCCAGACGCCGGGUAUGAGUUUCUAGGUAUGCCGCACGUGAACUUCACCAGCAUAAUCAUUAACGGCUCCAAGAUGGUGGUAUCCUGCUCUUCCCGCCGCAUACUGCAGGGCCUCAGACGCCGCCUUCAAAGUCGCCCUCCAAAACGUCGCAGACCGAAGCGUAUCAGUCUUCGCCCUCGAACUCGCUCUCCAACACGUCGCAAACCGAAGCAGCGUAUCGGACACCGGAUCCUCCUUCGAGCUGUUCCUCCAACACGAACGGAACUCAGAGCACACACAGCAUCAUCACCCAUCCGCGUGUCAAUCCGAAGCCAUCAGUUCUACACAGAGCUUGUAGCAGGCAGCAUUUUACACGAUGGGUCAAGACGCAUCUACCUGGACGCUGUGAGAACUGUGCUACGUAUUGCACAACAUGGAGGCUGCGCUGUGAGGCAUGUGGCUGGUUAUGCUGUACGGUCUGCCAGAAGCUCAUAUGCCCCAAACACAACAGGGAGGGCGGUGGUGUGA
Messenger RNA from Westerdykella ornata, 606 nucleotides. RefSeq lists its product as uncharacterized. Lineage: Eukaryota; Fungi; Ascomycota; Dothideomycetes; Pleosporales; Sporormiaceae. The record is from RefSeq and is a predicted model, not a curated record. The coding region runs from base 1 to 606 and encodes 201 amino acids. The transcript has 2 exons.